This is a messenger RNA of Hyaloperonospora brassicae, 1329 nucleotides long. NCBI's taxonomy places the organism in Eukaryota, Oomycota, Peronosporomycetes, Peronosporales, Peronosporaceae. The record is from the annotation of a GenBank genome assembly.
AUGGCGCACCAAAUGGCUGUGGAAACGCAGCAGGAGCUGCGACGUCUGCCCGGCAACAACCGAUGUGUAGACUGCGACGCCCCCUACCCCCAAUGGGCCACUGUCUCGUACGGGACGUUCAUGUGUCUCGAGUGCUCGGGCCGCCAUCGUGGACUAGGGGUGCACCUGUCGUUCGUGCGGUCAGUGACGAUGGACUCGUGGACGGACAAACAGGUGAUGCAGAUGCAGAGAGGCGGCAAUGAGUCGUUCCGCGUGGCGUUCGCUGCUGCUGGCGUGCCCACGGACCUCUCUAUCAGUGAAAAGUACAACACGCCACAAGCCGAAGUCUACCGUCAACGUCUCACGGCGAUUGUCGAGGGACGGGCCCCGCCGUCGCUACCCCAGUGGGAUCCGAGCACGCGCCAGCCGUCCUCGUCCUCGUUUUCGUCUGCUUCGUACGCUGGUGGAGGUCAGGCUGGAGGCGAUACACGUGGUGUUGAAGCGCUCAAAGGCGAGUCGGAGCAGGACUACGUUGCUCGUCAGAUCAAGCUGCGGGAAGAGGCUCGCGCCCGCAUGGCUGCCAAGUUUGGCAGCAACGGGAUGCAGGGCAUUGGAAGUGGCGGUGAAACGCGUGUGCCUCAAGCUCCAUCUGCCGGUCUGGGCGAUCUCUCGGGCGCGUUUAGUUACUUGACUAGCACAGUCACGACAGUCGCCAGUUCGGCUGCCAGUCUCAUGAAGGACCAAGACUUGGGGUCAAAGGUGUCGUCCGGAUGGUCGUUCAUGCAGCACGCGACCCACGAUCCGGCACUCACCGAAAACGUCAAGUCGUCUGCCUCGUCCGGCUGGUCCGUGCUGUCCAGCGGUGCUUCUGCACUAAUACAGACCGCCCAGACUGCAGUCAACGGGAACGGUUAUGCCAAUAACAACGCAGCUGGAAUGAGCAGCGCGUUUCCUCGCACCAACACUGAUCUGCCGACCUCCAGCAAGUAUGCAGGUGUUGGCAGCAGCAGCAGCGGUAUAAGUUCGUCAAGCCGCGAUCACGACAACGACUCGUGGCUGGACUCGCAGCUCAGCAGCAGCAGCGACUUUGACAGCAGGAGUGGCAGUUCCCACACAACAAUGCAGCAGGCAAACGCUUUGCAGACGUCAAGCUCGCUCGGGUCGUCAUCGCUCAGUACAAACAGCGACAGCCACGACCUGCUUGGGCUCUCGUCGAUGUCCAUAGCUUCGGUUUCAAGCAGCAAUGGAUCGACUGCUGCUCCUGUUGUCGCUGUUUUACCUCCAGCUCCGGUUGCAAAGGAGCCAAAACCGAAGAAGGACGUCGAUUUCUUUGGCGAGUUUGGCUUUUAG